GCAGGCGGACGUAUCUGCAGUGCAGUCUGGGAGCUGUCAAUCGUUUAGCUUUGUGCCUGUAGCGAUGGCAGCUCUACGUUCGCCUCAGUUUAUUUACAAACAGCGGGAUUGUACGAAGACGGGCAGGAAUAUGUAGGAUAGAGUCAUUUAUUUCCUGCUGACAGAAUAUUUCCUUCAAAGGACCUGGACUGGAUGAACGGGUGUCAUCGGAACGGGCCCAGCUUUUAAACAGUCUGUAGCUAAACGGCUAGCUAUGACACAUUUCUGAUGUUGUCAGCCGUUUUCAUUUAUCGUUUCGGAUACAUGGUUGAAUGACAGUCCUUCGUCCGGAAACGCAGUUGUCGGCAAAUUACAGCGCUCCAUUCUCCUCCUGGCGGCUAUGUACAAUCUCCUCGUUAGUACAGUGGGUUGAUGUUUCUAUGAAUGGCUUGAGUUGUUGCAUGAGCGUAAAAACCAGCCAGGAGAAUGAAUGCAGAGGAAGUGGAGCUGCUCAGCGACUCAAAGUACAGGAACUAUGUGGCAGCAGUGGACAAAGCCCUCAAGAACUUUGAGUAUUCCAGCGAGUGGGCCGACCUCAUCUCCGCACUGGGCAAGCUCAACAAGGUUUUGCAGAACAAUGCAAAAUAUCAAGUUGUCCCCAAGAAGCUGACAAUAGGCAAACGGCUGGCCCAGUGCCUCCACCCAGCCCUGCCCAGCGGCGUGCACCGGAAGGCCUUGGAGACCUACGAGAUCAUUUUCAAGAUCAUUGGGCCCAAGAGGCUGGCCAAAGACCUCUUUCUGUACAGCUCGGGACUCUUCCCACUACUCUCCAACGCUGCUAUGUCUGUGAAGCCCGUGUUGCUGGGGCUCUAUGAGACCUACUACCUGCCCCUGGGGAAGACUCUCAAACCAGGCCUGCAGGGCUUACUGACCGGCGUGCUGCCUGGUCUGGAGGAAGGUUCAGAGUAUUACGACAGAACCAACACGCUGUUGGAGAAAGUUGCUGCAGCCGUGGAGCAGUCGGCCUUCUACAGUGCCUUGUGGGGCAGCAUCCUGACCAGCCCCUCUGUGCGUCUCCCCGGGGUCUCCUUCGUUCUGCUGCACCUCAACCGGAAGCUCUCCAUGGAGGACCAGCUCUACGUCAUGGGCAGCGACAUUGAGCUUAUGGUGGAGGCUGUUAGUACCUCGGUGCAGGACUCAAGCGUUUUGGUCCAGAGAAGCACUCUGGACCUCAUCCUCUUCUGCUUCCCCUUCCAUAUGAGCCAGGCUACCCGCCCUGACAUGAUCCGGAUCCUUUCAGCAGCUUUGCAUGUGGUUCUGAGAAGAGACAUGUCUCUGAACCGCAGACUCUACGCCUGGCUGCUGGGCUUUGACAAUAAUGGCGGGAUGUCAGGCCCCCGCAGUACUCGGCAGAGCAACCCGGAGGAACACGCUUCCCACUACUUCAACAGCUUCUCCAAGGACAUGCUCGUCCAGGCAAUGGUUGGGAUUCUGCAGGGCAAGGCUCGAGGUGGGGAGGAGGAGAGCAUCCUGAUGCACGACCUCAAGCCAUUUCGCAUCCUGAUCAGUCUGCUGGACAAACCAGAACUAGGGCCGGCCAUUCUAGAGGACGUUCUGAUCGAAGUGUUUCGGACUCUUUACACACAGUGCCGGACAGAGUUGGACCUUCAAAACCAGAGUCCGUUCAGCAAAGAUCACACACACCUCAGCAGUAAACUGCGAGAAAACAAGAAGACGGCAGAGCUUAUCAAAACAGCCAAUCUCCUGUUCAACUCGUUUGAGCCGUACUACAUGUGGGACUACAUCGCUCGCUGGUUUGAGGAGUGCUGCAGGAGAACAUUGAACCGCAGCACACGUGUUGCACGAUACGGUUGGAGUCUGGAUUCUCCUGAUCUUUCUCUGGUGGAGUUCUGUCAGUUGGUAGAUUUUCUACUAGACAUUGUUUCAUUGCCUACUAGAAGCAUGAGGGUAAUCUGCCAGGAGACGUACAUAGAAAUCCAGACGGAGCAUCUCCCUCAACUGCUGUUGCGGAUGGUGGCAGCUCUGACCUGUCAUCUCCAGGCGCUGGACCUCGGGGAGCUCACCCACUGCCUUCGCCUCUGCUCCAAGAUCCUCAGCAAGGUGCAGCCUCCGUUGGUGUCCCCGCUCGCCCUCCCCGUGAGUCCACAGCCGCCGGGCCUGGCGGCACAGAACAAAAGCAGAGAUGUGGAUGUUAAACAGACUCCUCCCUCUGUCCCAGAGAUGACCGACAGUGGGGACGUGUUUGACGAUGGGGAAAUCCCUACUGGCAGUCGCUCUGCAGAAAGUGGCUUCACAGACUUUGUUCAAUACCGAGAAGAUGGUUCCGAGGAUCCAGAGCGAGCCUCUCAUCCCCACCCGCCUCUUAGAGCAGGCAGUCGUCCGUCAGGCUCGUGUCAGUCCAAGCCUUUGGACAAACCAGUCAUGCAGUGUUGCCUGGAGCACUUCCAGCAGUUUCUCUCCUGUCUGAUCACUUUUUAUAUUGUUCCUGAGCACCUGGACAAAGCUGAGGGUCAGAGAGGUGAGCUCUUGCAUUCGGGGCCUUUGGUUUCCGCAGGUUCCCAGCCCAGUAAUUAUACGGAGCCGUGCUCAGGAGCUGGAGUGGUCCAGAAAGAUUGUCUGGCUGCAUUUACUGCUGCCUGUCAGCUCUUCUUAGAAUGCUCCAGUUUCCCAGUCUACAUUGCAGAGGGCAACCUCAAGUCCUCGCCUGCACAGGAAGAGCAAUGCGACAGUGAGCAGGUUCGGCUGCCAGUGUGGCUGCAGACCCUGAUGGAUGCCUGCUGCCUGGCUGGUGACUUCAGCCUACAGGGUGUUGCCAUCUCCCUGCUUAUGGACCUAAUAGGCCUGACUCAGUCAGUUGCUGUGGUGACGGCAGAGAGUCUGGCUUCCAGUAGCAGUACGGAGCCCACUCAGCCAAUGAGCCCCAGCCAGGGUCGGGUGGCUGUGGUCAUUAGGCCUCCACUCACUCAGGGAAUCCUGAAGUAUAUUGCGGAUAAAACGGACUUCUUCAAGAGCGUUGCAGUGAUAUUAUGGGACCAGCUGGGUGAAGGAACUCCUCAGCAUCACCAGCGCAGUGUUGAGCUCUUUUAUCAGCUACACAACCUGGUCCCUUCAUCCAGCACCUGUGAGGACGUCAUAAGCCAGCAACUCAUGCACAGAGACAAGAGAAUUCGUUUGGCAGCCCACGUGAAGUUCUCUGUUCUGUGGCAUUUAACGCGAGACUUGAACAUCACCAAGUCUUCUCCGUUUAGUCGCACAUUUGACAGGUCUCUCUUCAUCAUGCUCGACAGCUUAAGUUAUUGGGAUCCAUGUACCAGUGCGGUCGGUCGGGCUUGGUUAAAUCAAGUCCUUCAGAGACAUGACAUUGCACGGGUUCUUGAGCCACUCCUACUUCUUCUGCUCCAUCCUAAAACUCACAGGGUUUCUAUUCAGAAGGUGCAAGCCCAACGCCAUUGGGCGCAGAUAUUUCCUGAUCCACCUGAGCAGGAACCAACAGAACCAAUCUACAUUAGAGACUCCGGCUUCUCAGACAACUUUCUUCAGAUUCGAAGCGAAGGGGGUGGGCAUGAGGACUUCAGAGGUCUGACAAUAGGUGACAUGGAGCCAUUUUGCCUGACGGUAAACCCCCUAAGUGACAGCUUGUCCAUUCUUAGCCUGAGCAGUGAAAACUUGCACUUAGCUGGUGAGUAUCAGACCAGGGACCAGCAGGAGGAGCAACAGAGUUCAAAAUCAAGUGGUUCUCAUUCAUCUACACUGGAAAACGGUAGCUUUGAAGACCCUGAGGGGGUCAGCUACAUCGGAAAUGGCUCAGAUCGACCGCUUGGUUCAUCUGAUGAAACGCCUGACGACUCCAUAGAGGAAGCUGUGUCUUGUGUAGUGAAGGACCUGAUUGAUAGGGUUCUGAAUUUAGUUGAUGAGGAAUCAAAUGAAACCUCAUCUCCACCUGAAAAUUGGCCCCAAACUGAUACUGAAAGCACUUCUUCAGACACCUCCACCGGGAUCCGCCUGGACUCCUGUCCUCCUCAAUGCUCCAACCACCAGAAUCUGCCACAGUUAUUGGCUGAAGGCACACUAGAGUUCCUCUCUGUUACUCCAGCGGAGGGGCUACACAAAGAGGGCAUCGCCCGCCACAGUUCAUCGCCCUCCAUCGUCAUGUUGCCAGACAGCACUGAUGCAGCCACUCCAGACCGCAGCCUGCAGGUGGAGGACCCUCAGGCCCGCAAACGUAGCCACAGCAGCACUCAGCUUAGCCUUAAAGGGAAGAUCAUGGAGAAGCUGGUAGACAAGUCUCCAGGGGCAAAGCCCAAGAUCAAGAAGACUAAGAGGAAAGAGGAAGAGAAGCAGAAAAAAACGAACCAAGCUGAGAAACUGCAUCCACUCAGUAUUUUCUUUGGAGACAGUCUAGACCUCGAGAACUGGUACAGCUGUGGUGAAGGGGAGGUGUCGGAGAUCGAGAGUGACAUGGGCUCACCGAGCGGGGGCUCUUGCGGGACCGGUGCUGGGGCGAACGUCACAGGGCGCAGAUCGUCCUCCACUCUGCCUCGUUUUAACAUCCAUCCUCUCUACCAGCACGUCCUGCUCUACCUACAGCUCUACGACUCCUCUAGGACCCUGCAUGCCCUGUCGGCGAUCGCAGCCAUGGUGAGAGCCGCUCCCUCAGGCUUUGUAAGCGCCAUCUCCACCACCAGCAUCAAUAACACCUACACUCCACAGCUCUCCUUGCUGCAAAACCUACUUGCUCGCCACAGAGUCUCUGUUAUGGGCAAAGACUUCUACUGCCCCAUUCCCCAGGACUCUCACUCCCAUUCUUUCCGCAGUGCCAUGUACCUGGAGAUCAUCAUCUCCCUCUGUCUCUACUUCCUGAGAAGCUAUUACUCUGCCCAUGUGACAUUGGGUCCUCAGGACUUGGCAGGAAACCGGGCCAUGCAGCUGACCAGCGUGGAGGUCUUGACACUGCUAUUCAGCGAACUAGCCAAAGUCACAGCUGGCUCGGCAAAGGGUUUUGCUAGCUUCAUCAGUGACGUCCUUUCCAAGUGCAAAGUUCAGAAAGUCAUCCUCCAUUGCCUGCUUUCCUCCAUAUUCAGCGCCCAGAAAUGGCAUGACCAACGGACGGCAGGGGUCAACGUGGCCACGGUGGAGGAAGGUCUCUCGGAGGACAGCGUCAUCAACAUGUCGGAGGACCAGAUAGACAGCUGCAGCGCCGUUCAGUCCCAGCUGCUCCGGCUGCUGCAGAGUCUAGUUGUACUUGAGCAUAGGGUCUUAAUGCCAGCAGACGAAGGUGGAGAAGGAGGACCUGCCGCAGGAGGAGCAGGUGGAGGGCCAGGAAGCGGUGGAGUGGCAGGAUUUGAGAUCCUAGGAGGGGAGGUGGAGCAUGUUAACCCUCAGCAGCCUAUGACGUCACUGCAGUACCUCCAUGGUCAGCCUAUUACAGCUCAGGGCAUGUUCCUGUGUGCAGUCAUCAGGGCCCUGCACCAGCACCAUGCCUGUAAGAUGCACCCCCAAUGGAUAGGGCUGAUCACAACCACCCUGCCUUACAUGGGGAGGGUCCUGAGGAGGGUGGUGGCCUCAGUGACUCUGCAGCUAUGCAGAAACCUGGAUAAUCUCCUCCAGCAGUACCGCUAUGAAACCAGCAUAACUGACACCAGACCCCAGUGGAUGGCUCUCUGCAUCCCUCCAGACCUGAUUCUGACUGUGCUGGAGGGAAUCACUUCCAUUAUCCAUUACUGUCUGCUGGACCCCACUUCACAGUACCACCAGUUACAAGUGAGUGUUGACCAGAAGCACCUGGCCGAGGCGCGUUCAGGUAUCCUGUCCAUCCUCCACACCAUCAUGUCUUCCGUCACGCUGCUGUGGAGCGUGCUCCACCAAGCCGACAGCUCUGACAAGCCAGCUGCCGCUUCAGCUGCCGCCACCUCAAACAUCAACCUAGGCUCCACCAAGAAUCUCCGUCAGCAGAUCUUGGAACUGCUGGGUCCAAUCUCCAUGAACCACGGCGCUCAUUUCAUGGCUGCAAUUGCUUAUGUUUGGAACGAGAGAAAACAAGUCAAGGCGCCAAUCAGAAAUAAGGUCAUCCCUGUAGCGAGUGAGGAGCAGCUGCUGCUGGUUGAGCUCGUUCGGUCGGUCAGCGCCAUGCGCACUGAGACUGUUAUGCAGACAGUGAAGGAGGUCCUGAAGCAGCCACCUGCUAUCGCAAAAGACAAGAAGCACAUCUCUUUGGAAGUCUGCAUGCUACAGUUCUUCUAUGCCUAUGUACAGAGGAUUCCUGUUUCCAGUUUGCUUGAUAGCUGGCCGUCUCUGCUGGCGCUGCUGAAGGACUCGGUCCAGUUGGGUCUGCCUGCUCCUGGGCAGUUUCUCAUACUGGGAGUUCUGAAUGAGUUUAUCUUGAAGAAUCCCAACCUGGAGAGUAAGAAAGACCAGCGAGAGCUGCAGGAUGUGACUCACAAGGUGGUGGAGGCCAUCGGCACCAUCGCUGGCUCCUCUUUGGAACAAACCACGUGGCUAAGGAGGAACCUGGAGGUGAAGGCAUCGCCUCAGAUUGUUGUGGACGGAACCAACCUGGAGGCAGACGUAGAAGGUGCUCCGUUACCAAACUUAAUGCUCACAGUGAUGGAGGCCUCCAGCUUCACUCCAUCUGUGUACAGUGUUCACGCCCUCACGCUGCUGGCCGAGGUGCUGGCUCAUCUAUUGGACAUGGUGUUCUACAGUGACGAGAAGGAGAAAGUCAUCCCUCUGCUGGUUAACAUUAUGCACUACGUAGUUCCCUACCUCCGCAACCACAGUGCUCACAAUGCCCCCAGCUACCGAGCCUGCAUCCAGCUGCUGAGCAGCCUGAGCGGCUACCAGUACACCCGCCGUGCCUGGAAAAAAGAGGCCUUCGACCUCUUCAUGGACCACACCUUCUUCCAGAUGGAUGCUUCGUGUGUCAGCCACUGGAGAGCCAUCAUUGACCACCUGAUGACUCAUGACAAGACCACAUUUAGAGACCUGAUGACCCGGGUGGCGGUGGCUCAGAGCAGCUCCCUGAGUUUGUUCACCAACAGAGACGCUGAGCUGGAGCAGAGGGCCAUGCUGCUCAAACGCCUGGCCUUCACCAUCUACAGCAGCGAGGUGGACCAGUACCAGAAGUACCUGCCGGACAUCCAAGAGCGUCUGGUGGAGAGCCUGCGUCUGCCUCAGGUACCCAUCCUCCACGCUCAGGUGUUCCUGUUCUUCAGAGUGCUGCUGCUGCGCAUGUCGCCUCAACACCUCACGUCACUCUGGCCCACCAUGAUCACUGAGCUGGUCCAAGUGUUUCUGCUGAUGGAGCAGGAGUUAACCGCUGACGAGGACAUAUCAAGGACGUCAGGACCGUCGGUUGUCGGGUUGGAGACCACCUACUCUGGAGGGAACGGCUUCUCCACGUCCUACAACAGCCAGCGCUGGCUCAACCUCUACCUCUCUGCUUGCAAGUUCCUGGAUCUUGCCUUGGCGUUGCCUCCUGAGAGUCUCCCUCAGUUCCAGAUGUACCGCUGGGCCUUCAUCCCAGAGGCUUCAGACGAUUCAGGGUUGGAAGUGAGACGCCAGGGGACGCAUCAGAGGGAGUUCAAGCCCUACGUGGUCCGUCUGGUGAAGCUGCUGAGAAAACGAGCCAAGAAAAACCCAGAGGAGGACUGUUCCACUAAAACCCUGCCGUGGGAGCCGGGCCACCUGAUGCUGACCCUCUACGUCAUCCGCAGCAUGGAGCAGCUGCUGCCCUUCUUCAACCUGCUCAGCCAGGUCUUCAACAGCAGGGCGAGCUGCCGAUCGGGGCCCGUCUACACCCACAAUCCCGUGGAUUCCUCCUUCCCCGCCAGCAAGGAGGGCCACAAGCUGGAGAGCCAGAAGGUGUUCUGGAGCCGAGCCCGACAGAACAUCGAGGAGAUGGUGGAAAAAGACUUUCUAGAGGGUCUUAUCAAGACAUGAGAGACCCUCCCAGCGAGGGAGGAACUGGGCAUUAACACAUUACUGAACACUAGUGAACAAACUUUAACUUGUACAUUCAUGAUUGAUAACAAUAUGGGGAUAUGGGCAAGGGGGGAGUCUGUACAGUUUUUCUAUUUAUGAUUCUUGAGCUACUGUAUUUAAUUUUAAUUAUGUGUAUAUAUGGAGCAGCUUUUGACGAGUUUUAACAUUUCAUGAGUCGUUUAGAAGACGCCCAAAAUGCUCUGUCAUUCCAUGUAAGGUGACUUAAUAAAAAAAAAGUUUCUAAUGACA
This is a messenger RNA of Xiphophorus maculatus (southern platyfish), 8229 nucleotides long. It is a transcript of the gene dop1a, whose product is annotated as dopey family member 1. Gene Ontology annotation, biological process: Golgi to endosome transport. The record is from RefSeq and is a predicted model, not a curated record. The transcript has 39 exons. NCBI's taxonomy places the organism in Eukaryota, Metazoa, Chordata, Actinopteri, Cyprinodontiformes, Poeciliidae. Bases 466 to 7938 code for a protein of 2490 amino acids. Gene Ontology annotation, cellular component: trans-Golgi network; endosome.